CAGCAGCAGCAGCAUCAGCUCGUACCUUCCCCCCUUUUCUUUGCAUUGUGCGUCUACUUACCAACAAUGUGGCCGCUGCAUCUGUAGCUUCUGCCACCUGUGGCAGCACUCUUAUUCCCUCUACGCCACAAAGAGAGAGAGAGAGAACAAAAAAAAAAAAGCUGAGAGAGGUCGGAGAGGAGGAGGAGGAGAAACAGGAGGAGGUGGAGGAUAUCUUUCAUGAUAAGUGGACUUGUGACAGAGAGAGAGAGAGAUCCUCGCUGCAUACCCAGAUGACACAAAUGAAAGACUUGUAAAACCAGCACCAUGCCUGGACUCAUUAACAAGGAGAACCGGAGCGCUCUGCCCCUCAGCGUCUCUGACAUCACUUCCUGUGUCAGGGGUUACACUCUGGCCAUGACGGCCUCCAUGACCUAUGAAAAUAUUGAGGAUCAUGCUAUUGAGGGGAUCUUUAUUUAUCCACUGGAGGAAAACUCCAUCGUUGUUGGGUUCGAGUCGAUGAUAUCCAGCCAGAUUAUAACGCUGCAAAUCAAAGACAAGGCAAAAAUUGACGACUGUUAUCUGGACUGUUGCAACACGUCUAAUGGAGCCCUGCACAGUGGCACUGGUCAUAUAGUGAUGGAUGAGGAUUUGGAGAGGACAGUGUUGGUGGUUAACCUUGGGAUCAUCCCUCCUAUGGAGACGGUUCAUAUUCUGGUUAGCACUUCCUCUGAACUCUCCACCCUGCCCAGCGGAGGCAUCAGGGUUUCAUCCCCACCAGUGUGUACGCCUCGGGUUCAGAGGACCAUCAACGAGGAGCAAGGACUAUCCCCAAACUUCUCAAGAACGCGAGACAGGCAUACUUGUACCUCAAGUCCUCAUGAUCAAACUCCCAACUCCCCUCAGCUGUGGUUGGCUUCACUGCUGGAGGAGGAGGCCAUCAACUCGAUGGACUACGAGUUCAACUUCCAACUAGAGAUACGGGCUCCCUACCUCCUUGCAGGUGUAGAGAGCCCGUCUCAUGCUAUCCGAGCCGAUGCAGACCCUCUGGCCCGCUCUGCCACCAGCGUCGUCAUCACUCUGGCAGACAAGUACACUUACGACUGUCCUGUCAAAAUCCUCAUCUACCCCAGUGAGCCUCAUCUGCCACAUGUGCUCAUUGAGAACGGAGACAUGACGCAGGAGGAGUAUGAUGAGUAUCUCCACGGCCGGAGCGAUUUCAUCAAGGCCACCAAGAAGGACUCGAGCAAUGAGAGGAAAGUAGAUAUAAUCCACAGGCGGCUCCAUAAGGACAUCCUCCACAACCCUGUGGUCAUGUUAAACUUCUGCCCUGACCUCAAAUCUAUCAGCUCGGACCUGAGGAUGGUUCACGGCGAGUUUAUCUUCCUCAUUGACCGCAGCGGCAGCAUGAGCGGGGUCAACAUCAACCGUGUGAAGGAUGCCAUGGUGGUGAUUCUGAAGAGUCUUGUGCCCGGCUGCCUUUUUAACAUCGUAGGCUUCGGCUCUACGUUCAAAUCACUAUUCACAACCAGCCAGAACUACGAGGAGGAGGCCCUGGCCCUGGCUUGUGAGUACAUUCGAAAGCUCAGAGCCGACAUGGGUGGGACCAACAUCCUGGCGCCGCUCAACUGGAUCCUGAGACAGCCGAUGUCCAGCGGACACCCCCGCCUGCUCUUUCUGCUCACCGACGGGGCGGUCAGCAACACGGGGAAAGUUAUUGAACUUGUCCGCAGCCAUGCGCGCUACAUCAGAUGCUUUACGUUCGGCAUAGGACAGAAUGCUUGCAGGAGGCUGGUGCAGGGGCUGGCGACAGUUUCCAAAGGAACAGCAGAGUUCCUGACCGACGGAGAGAGGCUGCAGCCCAAGAUGAUAAAGUCCCUGAAGAAAACCAUGUCACCAGUGCUCAGUGACAUCUCCAUCGAGUGGCUCUUUCCUGAGACCAAAGAAGUGCUGCUGUCCCCCGUGGGCAACACCUUCCUGUUUCCAGGGGACAGUCUGAUAGGCUACAGCGUGGUUUGUGACACCACCCGCUACCACGCCAACCCCAAAUCUGACAAGAGGAGGCGAUACAGCAUGAUGCGCUCCGUGGAGUCGGCCAGCUCUGUGUUUUACCACUCUCAAGAAGAAGACCCGGUGAAGACAAGUGGCGACAGCCAGGGGUCCUACAAGGAAGCUGGGCCUCUGUAUGACUCCUACCAGGACUCAGUGACGGACAGCAGCCCUGCCACCACAGAGCAAGACGCCAUGGGAUUGGACUGUAAGAUGUCUCCAAGAAGGCGUGCGUACAGCACCAACCAGAUCAUAGACUACAACCCGGCGAAGAAGGUCUACACUCCCAGUGAUCCGAGCUCUGUGGUGGCAAAGAAUCCCCUGAGGAGAGCCAAAGUCCAGGAGCUGAUAGGCCAGAUGAGCCCCGAACACGAGGCGCAGUGGAGGAACGAUUACCAGCCACAGUUGGCAAGCCUGUGUGCCACAUCUUCCAGAGGGCGUCCUGGCAGCUGUCACAGGCCGUUCCCUCAGCAGGAGCAGCUCCUGCAGCAGGAAGCCGACUUGGCCGAGCUUCAUUUCCAGCCCCAUCCUCCUCAGGACAAUCCUCAGCUCGGCGGCACCGGCUCAGCGCCACCUGCUGCAGCUCGCAACACCGGCGGGGAGGAUGGAUCCAGAUCAUCCACCGACAGCCCGUCUGUUGGCAGCCUCGGAGAUACAGAUGGUUACGGACACCAGUUAUGUCAAGCAGAAACCCCACAGGAGCCCCAGGCGUCAGAUCUGAGUGCACCUGACCACCAGCACAAAGGUGACUGCAAGGCCGUCGUGUCAGGACUGCUGUGCGGGAAACCAGCCAAGUGGGAAGUUGUCUUCGAUAUCGAGCCCUUCCUGAGCGGCCGAGAACGAGAGGAGAAGGUUCACGAGGAGCUGUGGAACGAGACCUUCCACCACCUCGCCGGGCGCUCCAUCCUACACGACUUUGAGCACAUGGCGGAUAAGGAGUGUGAGAUCGAGCACGGCUCCGGGAGGAAGUACCAGCUGUACGCCAUUCACACCAGCAAGGCCUGCAAUAUACUGAGCAAAUACACAGCGUUUGUUCCCGUCGACCUCGACACUAAUGAGUAUUUGCAGACGUGUAUUGAAUACAUAAACCCCAGUGAAGGUCUGAAGAGAGGCUCGCAUUCGAGGUCUCGUUCGGGAAGCAGGAAGAACAGAGGAUACUCCAUCGGACUGGGUCGCUCUCAGUCCGGCGGCAUGUCUGAGGAAGCUGAAGAUGUCCUCCUGUCCAACAAUGCAGAGGAUGGCGUCUCUCCAUGCAGCACUCCCUCCUCCUCCGGCUGGGAGAGAUGUAGCUUCGCGGAGGUCUCCCAAAGGAGUCCGUCUGUGACCUCUGACCAAUCACAGAAAUCGAUGGAGAGCCUUUUUUCUGCCAGGUUGGCCCUCAGCAGGACUCGUCUCCUGACUCGGGCUGCCAAAGGAUUCAUGUGUCGAUCUCACAGCAAGUCCGGUGAUUCAAUCGGAGAGAGUGACAACGAGAACAAAGACUACAUUCCUCUGGUUUUGUUGCAGUUGGCUAGUGGUGCAUUUCCUCUGGACACAGCUCUGUGUGAUGCCAUUAGCGUGCCCAUGGACAAGCUAAAGUGGACGUCCCCCUUCAACAGCCACCGCUCCAGCCUUGGCCACCUGUCUCACUCCGGCAGCCGCCGUGCCGAGAGCGCCGACGACGGACACAGAUCACCGUACGAGCCAGAAACAUAUCAGCAACCUGCAGAGAACACCGCCGGCAUCCACAGCCCUUCUCACCUGUCCAGGAGCGCCUGGAUGGUGGACGCUUGUCCUUCCUCAUUAGGCAGUCCAUCCACCGCCGCUGAGCCGCAGCUCUCCCCACACUCCCAGGUUGAUAGCGGACGUGGUUCCGGUUCAGGGGGCUUGGAAACUGCAUCGCUAAAGAGGAUGCUGGAUCCGGAGAGCAUGGUGUGGGCCACGGCUGUGGCUCUCGCCUGGCUUGAGCACAGCUCGGCCAGUUACUUCAUAGAAUGGGAGAUGGUAGCUGCCAAGGCCAGCAUGUGGCUGAGCGCGCAGGACAUCCCAGAAGGCCGAGACUUAGCCUCCAUUAAGGCCGCUGCCAACCAGCUCUUCAUCAUCCUCAGACACUGGGAUGAAAACCUGCAACUGAACAUGCUGUGUUACAACCCAAACAGCGUCUGAGGCCUGAAGGCUGAACACUGAAACUCAAAUCCAUAUGAUACUAUGCUGACCGAGGCUGUACUAUUCUCUGUUCAGCAGUAUGUCCUCUGGAGUCUGAUAUUGCCGUCGCAGUCGUGAACAACGUGUAUUUUCUUCUGUUUGUGUGCUGUUCCUCCAAACAUAUCACAGGCUCUUCAGAGACACUAUGUGCAAAGCUAUUACCUCGCUGGUGCCUCAUACUGUAGCUGGAUGCCUGCUAGCAGAGAGGUCUCCUCUGAGUUAUGCCACAGAUUUGAGUUUCACGGAAGAAGAACGUCAGUAUUAAAUUAGUAGCAUGCCGGAAUCGCUGACCAUAAACAUCUGAGAAAAGCUCUUAUCGUCAUCAUAUUGAUGUUAUGGGGAGAAAGCUGCAAAGAAAAACAGUUUUUACAUAUUUACAGCAUUUCCUGGAUUGAUUGUAUCGUGGAAAAAGAAAAUGUUACCAUGACAACAUCUGCGUACUUGCUAGCCUGUCUUUUCUAACGCAUGUUUCCAUUACAGUGUUAGUAAUGUGUUUUUUUUUUUUUUUUGCUGUUUGGUUAUA
Messenger RNA from Larimichthys crocea (large yellow croaker), 4735 nucleotides. It is a transcript of the gene vwa5b1, whose product is annotated as von Willebrand factor A domain containing 5B1. Lineage: Eukaryota; Metazoa; Chordata; Actinopteri; Sciaenidae. The transcript is spliced from 22 exons. The record is from RefSeq and is a predicted model, not a curated record. The coding region runs from base 307 to 4173 and encodes 1288 amino acids.